Messenger RNA from Geodia barretti, 215 nucleotides. Lineage: Eukaryota; Metazoa; Porifera; Demospongiae; Tetractinellida; Geodiidae. The record is from the annotation of a GenBank genome assembly.
CAUGCAUGAGGAUCCAGAGUAUUGCUGUAGAUGAGGACAUUCAGUAUUCAUUUCCCAGUCCAGAGGAGAUCAGGAACCUUCCCCUUCCUGAGAAUACUCUAGCCAACAUCUCUCUCACUUCUUUAUUCCUGGCUGGUGAAGGUUCAACAUCAGUUACAGUAUCUAGUGUGCUCUUCACAACACUUCAAAUGUUUCUUCCUCCAAGUACAGGAAGC